AUGCCUCUCUGCACACUCCACCUCCUCUCUCUAACCACCUCCCUCCCAAACUUCCUCUCCGCGCUCUCCUCUACCCCCACAAUCCCCCUCGUCACCUCCCGCGUCAUCCGCUGGAUCAUCACCCCGACAACCCUCUCCCACGACCCCCUCCUCACGCAAUCGCCCCCCUGGGACCUCCUCGUCAUCCUCCCCGGUACAGCCGGCCUCCCUUCCUCCCUCCGCGCCCACAUCCGCGCCGAAUGGCGCAUCACGGCCGGCAUACCGAAGAGCAUCGUCUCGGGCUUCAGAGAGCGGAACGAGCGGCUGCUCCAUCCUCAGGAAGGCGACGUGCCCGGCCUGAGCGGGGCGCUGGAUCGGCCGCGGAUCGCGAGCUCGGCGCAGCACCUGGAGCUGACGGAUGAGCUGAGGGCGUGGAUCGGGUCGGCUGCGUGCCCCAAGGGUGCGGUCAGCAUGCUGAAUCUGCUCUCCUUCCUUCCGGAUAAGAAGGACUCGUAUCUCAAAUACGGCGCCGCGUUCGCGUCCUCGAUCGGGGCACGGCGGGGCGGGAAUGCCAAGAUUGUGGGUAAGGUCGUCGAGUGUAGUGAUGGGUGUAGGGAGUGGGAUGAGGUUGCGCUGGCGCAUUAUCCCAGUGCGAAGCACUUUGCGGAUAUGGCGGGCAGUGAGGAUUAUCAGGAGGUCAAUCAACGGCUUCGGGUGCCGAGUUUGAGGGAUACGUUCAUUUUGAUGACGAGUGAGGUUAGUUUGGGGAGGGAUAGGGAGGGGGCGAAGCUGUGA
Messenger RNA from Coniosporium apollinis CBS 100218, 774 nucleotides. RefSeq lists its product as uncharacterized. The record is from RefSeq and is a predicted model, not a curated record. The transcript has a single exon. Lineage: Eukaryota; Fungi; Ascomycota; Dothideomycetes. The coding region runs from base 1 to 774 and encodes 257 amino acids.